Molecule: messenger RNA, 231 nt
Organism: Arctia plantaginis
Lineage: Eukaryota; Metazoa; Arthropoda; Insecta; Lepidoptera; Erebidae
Source: the annotation of a GenBank genome assembly
AUGUUCAUGAGUCCUAGCGAGUUAGGCGGGCGUGGGGUAGCACGCGAGCGCGUCGCCGGCGGUGGCGGUGGCGGUGGCGCGCGGCGGCGCGAGCAUGCGAGCGCCGCGCGUCGUGCGCAUGGCGCGGGGGAGCGGCUCGGCACACGCGGACACGAGCGGCCGGCGCGGGGCGCGUCGCGGACUGGCCCGGCCGCCCCGCUACGCCCGCGCCGCCGCGUUUCGCUGCCCUAA